GUACGUGUGUGAUUAUUACCUGCUCCAGUGAGAGCUUCACGCAUUCUGGAAACGGAACAAAAGUAAAACAAUAUAUCAAGCCGUGGACAUGAUAAAGUCUCCGAGUGUGUCGUCUGAGAACUCCUUCGACGAUGUGGACUCGGUCUGCUCCGACGAGCUGCUCGGCUCUCAGUCCCGCCGCUGGCUGGCGGACCUGCUCAGCGGAGACAUGCCUCCAGAGAGCGGGGAGGUGAGCGCGGUGGGGCGGGACGGGCUCUUCGUGGACUAUCACUUCCCGCUGGGUGAGCUGGAGAUGCAGCCCGGAGUCAGGUGGAAGCGACCAAAGGAGAUCUGUCCAUCACCUCAGUUCAUCAUUAAUGGAGCUACACACCUGGACAUUCGCCAGGGGAAACUCAAUGACUGCUGGUUUCUCUCUGCCAUCGCGUCGCUUGCUGUGCACCGAUCUCUGCUCAUCAAGGUUGUGCCUCUGGAACAAAGCUUCAAGGAAGGAUACAAUGGUAGCUUCACCUUCAAGUUCUGGCAGUAUGGUCAGUGGGAGGAGGUCAGGAUCGACGACUUGUUGCCGACUCAAAACAACAAACUGAUCUACCUCAGCUCCCCAGACCGCUAUGAGUUCUGGAGUUCACUGCUGGAGAAGGCCUAUGCCAAGCUGAAGGGCGGCUACAGAGCUCUGGACAUGGGCUUCCCUCAUGAGGCCAUGGUGGAUAUGACAGGUGGGGUAACUGAGGUUUUGAACAUUUCCUUGUUGCCUCAAGACCUCCCUACCAUCCUCCAACACCUGCUUUCUAAAGGAGCGCUCAUCAACUGUGCCAACUGCCAGGGUGCUCUGGAAACAAGGAAUGAACUCGGGAUCAUGUUCAGACAUGCUUACUCUCUGACUGCAGUAGAGAAGGUGAAGUCGGCACAUGGCACAGAGGAUUUAGUGCGAAUCCUCAACCCCUGGGGAAACACUGAGUGGGAGGGGCCCUGGAGUGAUGUUAAUGGUCCAGAGUGGAACAGAGUGAGCCCUGAGGAGCAGAAAAGACUGCAGAGAAUCAGACGGGAGGAUGGCGAGUUCUGGAUGUCAAUAUCGGACUUUCGACAGCAGUUUGAGGUGAUGGAGGUGUGUCACUUGUGUGAAAACUUCAAAGAUUCAAGCUUCAGUGUGCAGCCAUGGUCCUGCAUCAUGCUUCAUGGGAACUGGGUGCCACGCAUCACAGCAGGAGGUUCUCCCCGAGGGGGUUGGUUCUGGCAGAAUCCUCAGUUCUUCUUCGAUCUGUCAGAGGUGGACAGUAACAGCGCCGGCUCCCAGACCACCUGCUCUUUUGUUUUGGCCCUGAUGCAGAAACAUCAGAGACGUAGACAUGCAGACCUUGCCAUAUCCCUGCAUAUAUUCCUGGCACAAUCGUCAAAGACAUACCUGUCUUCUGAGGACCUGAAGAUUCGCCCUGUCCUCUCCUGCCCUCAUUACUCCACACGCAGGGAAGUUGUUCUCCGUGGCUCCCUUCCUCCAGGUCGCUACAUCAUCAUUCCUUCCACCGCUGAACCAAAUCAGCAGGGCUCCUUCCUUCUGCGGGUGCUAACUGAACAGGGCAACACAGCCAUUGCAGCUCAACAGCCGACGCAAGACAUCUCCGUAGCAGAGCAUUCAUAUCCUCACCAGGCGGCUCUCCCUCCCCCUACAUCUAUGAGACAGCUUUUCUUAAAGCACUCCAACAAGAAGGAGGUAUGUAAACCAGUGCAUCUCUACUCCCUCCUGACUGAAGCCAUACAGGGAGGAGUGUUGGCCGGCAGUGAGAAGAACCUGGCUCUGGAGCACUGCAAGAGCCUGGUGGUCCUCAUGGAUUUUAUCCAGAGCCAGGGCAUCGCUCGGCUGAGCUGGAAUGAGUUCCAGGGUCUGUGGGAUAAGAUCAAGAGGUGGACGGAUAUUUUCUUGGCUUUUGACAAGAACAAAACGAAGCACCUUGAGUAUCAAGAGGUGGCUCCUGCUCUGAAGGCAGCAGGGAUCAUUGUGGAUGAGUUGGUGAUGCAGCUGGUCGGACUGAGAUACACAGAGCCUGACAUGACCAUCAGUUACCCCGGCUUUCUGUACCUGGUGAUGAAAAUGGAGACCAUGAUGCACAAAUUUCAAGCGUUCGACAUGGCAGGAAUGGGAAUGAUAACCAUCAGCUACAGACAGUGGCUCCACAUGACCAUGUACAACUGAGCUCACCUGGUGCACUGACACGGAUUCACCGGGAUUUGAUUUGUUAAGUCUCUUGUUUUUAUUUUUGCAAGCAUGAUGCCAAAGAUUUAGAUUUUUUUUUAUUAUUUCAUACUGUACAUAUGUGAAGUAGAGAAACACAUGUCAAACAAAGGACUGGGUUUGCGUAAAUAUUUCUUGUGCCAUUAAUUUCUCCUCUUAUAUGGUGUCAUCAUGAAGUCACACAGUAAUAACAGAAAACAUCUGUUAUUUAAAAAUAUAUUGUCAUGAGUGAGGAAGGUUUAUGAUGAUUCACUGUGUUGCGAAACUUUCAGCCGAUGUCUGACAGCUCUGAGCUCAACUCUUAUCCAUGGUCCAAUAACGAUUUUAUUUUUUACUACAGGUUAAAUGAAAUUAAAUGUAUUAUAUAUGUAG
Molecule: messenger RNA, 2596 nt
Organism: Solea senegalensis (Senegalese sole)
Lineage: Eukaryota; Metazoa; Chordata; Actinopteri; Pleuronectiformes; Soleidae
Exons: 20
Coding region: 89-2185 (698 amino acids)
Biological process (GO): proteolysis
Cellular component (GO): cytoplasm
Molecular function (GO): calcium-dependent cysteine-type endopeptidase activity; calcium ion binding
Source: RefSeq, a predicted model, not a curated record